AUGCGACAGGCGAUGCAUGCCGCCGGACUAUUGCCACCUGAGGGUGAGAAGGAGGGUGGAGAUCAAUCGUUUGAUGAUGAGGCACAUAAUCGUUUUGUGCCAGGGCAGGAGGUCGUUAGAGUUGUCAUAUGUCGAGGGAGUUCAUUCAAAACCUUCAUGGACUGUAAGCCGCCUACCUUUGAGGGAGGCGAGAGUGUUGUGGCAUGCCUUCGUUGGAUUAGGAAGAUUGACCAAACCUUCCGAGUAGUGCGAACGUUUGAUAAGGAGGCACUGGAGUGGUGGGACACUAUUGAUACACGACUCACUGAGGUCACUCGGAGGUCUAUGACUUGGGAAAUUCUUAGUAAGAAGGUGAAAGAUCGUUUCUGCAGUGAAGGUAGCAUACAACAGGCCCAACGGGUGUUUUUGAAUCUUCAGAAAGGUAGUAUGACGAUUGCUAAGUAUAACACCACCUUUACUAAGAAAUCACAGUUCGCUACUGAUUAUUGCCCGACCGAAGAGAAAUUGAUUCGUCACUAUGUGGAGGGUUUACCAUUUGAGUACCGUGCAGUUGUGGGAUUGAAGACCACUUUAGUCGAGACUAUGGAUGAGACCCGCAAGAUAGAGAAUGAUAUAGCUAUUCGGGAUUGUACAAUAGCGAGGUCCGGGAAAAAAUGCAAGUGGGAGGGUCAAUUAGGGUCCUCUGAGAAGCAGAAAAUUCAGAAGAAUGGUGAAAAAACAACGUUUUGUAAGAAGUGUCACUCUACUCAUGGAGGUCCAUGUAAUAACAGUACCAAGAUAUAA
Lactuca saligna is the source of this 783-nucleotide messenger RNA. The record is from the annotation of a GenBank genome assembly. NCBI's taxonomy places the organism in Eukaryota, Viridiplantae, Streptophyta, Magnoliopsida, Asterales, Asteraceae.